Messenger RNA from Epinephelus fuscoguttatus (brown-marbled grouper), 4400 nucleotides. RefSeq names its product aspartate beta-hydroxylase (gene asph). The record is from RefSeq and is a predicted model, not a curated record. Gene Ontology annotation, cellular component: endoplasmic reticulum; membrane. Lineage: Eukaryota; Metazoa; Chordata; Actinopteri; Perciformes; Serranidae. The transcript has 12 exons. Gene Ontology annotation, biological process: peptidyl-aspartic acid hydroxylation. Gene Ontology annotation, molecular function: peptidyl-aspartic acid 3-dioxygenase activity. The coding region runs from base 128 to 1642 and encodes 504 amino acids.
UGGACGGGGUGGUUCUGAGUUUUAUGUGGCAGCAGAAGAAAUUUUGAUUUCUUUUCACUUGUAGAAGUACAGUCUUCGGCCGCUCUACUACGCUUCUUUCAGAGGUCCACCACGCUGCUGACUCGCCAUGGCUUCAAAGAAAAACGCUAAAGUGCACGUCAAAGCCAAAGAUGGUACUAAAACCCAGUCAGCCAAUAAGAAUGGGAAGAAGGCAGACUCUGGGUCCAGUGGCAGCUUCUUCACCUGGUUCAUUGUCCUGGCCCUGCUUGGUGUCUGGACAUCUGUAGCUGUGGUCUACUUCGACCUGGUUGACUAUCAGGGAGUCCUUGACAAGGCUAAGGGCUUACAAAUUAACCUGUCUGAGGCCUUGCAAGGUAAACUCGUGGCAUACGAUACAGAUGGCGAUGGUGAUUUUGAUGUCGAGGAUGCUAAAGUUCUGCUAGGACUGAAAGAGAAGGCUGUUGUGGUCACUGCCCGUAGUGAAGAAGCCGCUGCUCCAGAGGAAGCUGCUGAAGCUGAAGCAACACCAGAAGCUGUGUUUGAGCCUGAGCCUGUGGCUGUAGAAGAUGUUAUUGAAGCUGCUGUAGCAGAGGACAUUUCUGCACCACCACCAGAGCCUGAACCUGAGGUAGCACCUGAGCCUGAGGUGGUUGCAUCCGAGGCUGAGGCUGAGCCCGAGCUAGAGCCAGAGCCAGAGCCAGAGCCAGAGCCCGUAGAGGCUCCUGAGGUGAUUGAGGAGGAUCCAGAGGUGCUGGAGGAGCUUCCUGCUGUGGACGAAGAUGCCCCUGUGGAGGAGGCUGUUCCAGUUGAGGAGGUUGCAGAGGUGAUGGCAGACCAGCCUGAAGAGGUUGCAGCAGCUGAAGAGGAAGCAGUAAUAGAGCAGGCUGUGGAGGAGGAGGCUGCUGAUGAGGCUGUGGAGGAGGAGGCUACUGACGAGGCUGUGGAGGAGUUUGCAGCAGAGGUGGAGGCUGCAGUGGAGGAGAGCGCUGAAGAGGUGGCAUCAUAUGUUGAGACUGUGGAGGAGGAGAAUGCUCCUGCAGAAGAAGCUGUUGAAGAGCCUGUUGAAGAGGAGGCAGCACCUUUGGAAGAAGCUGUUGAGGAGCCUGUUGAAGAGGAGGCAGCACCUUUGGAAGAAGCUGUUGAGGAGGUAGUGGAAGAAGUGGUGGCAGCCCCUGCUGAGGAAGAGGCAGCUCCAGCAGAAGAAGCAGAGGAAGAGGCAGCUCCAGCAGAAGAAGCUGAGGAAGAGGCAGCUCCAGCAGAAGAACCUGAGGAAGAAGAGGCUGCUCCUUCAGAGGAACCUGCUGAUGAGCCCACUGAAGAGGAGGCUGCUGAAUUAGAAGAAGCAGUCGAGGAGGUAGCGGAAGAAGAAGCUGUAGAGGAGGAUGCAGCUCUUUUAGAUGAGGCUGUAGAAGAAGAGGCAGCUCCUGUGGAGGAGCUAGUUGAAGAGGAGGUAGCUCCCUUAGAAGAGGAGGUGGAGGAGGUCGCAGACACAGAGGCAACUCCAGAAGAUGUAGCGGAGGAGCAAACAGUACUAGUCACACAGAGAGAAGAAGUAGCACACCAAGCAGAGGAGGCAGCAGAAGAAGCAGCAGAGUUUGUGGCGGCAGAGGAACAGAUUCAGGAUGAGCCUACAGAAACGUAGAGGCUGCAGCAGUCGUCGUGGUGACGGAGCAGGGACCCACUGACCUUGCAUCAGCACCAUCUGAGCGUGCUCAGAGCGAUGAUACACUUCUCCCCCUCCAGAGAAACGAUUGAGUUGUCAUGACAACACUCUCUUCCCCAUCUGUCUCCCCCUCCCUCUGUUUUCACACCUUCCUUUAAAUGUUCUGUCAGUGUAAAUGUGAGAUAAUGGAUGGAUUGUUUACUAACAUGGUACUCACUACCUUCCAGUUUUUCUUUGAAUCUGUGUUCACCUUUCCUUUAUUCUUUUUUUCUUCUUUUAGUAGAGCAUUCAUGUUCAUAUUCGUUCAGAGUGAUUUAGGCGUGUGUGACUGGCCAAAUGGUCGGGCCAUGUGAACUCUAUAUGCUCUACUUGCAGCCAGUCCACUGGAGUCUUAUCUGCAAGAGCUGUAACAUUAAACCGGUCUGGAACUUUAUUUUGAAGUCUCUCAGUGAUGUAGUUUGGCUUCCUGGAGCUGAAUUUUGUUGCCAAGGAAACUGAGGCCAAAGUUCAUAUGUGAGCCAUCAUUUGGCAUAUUGAAGUCAGUCUUUGAAUUAGCAGAUUCAGGUCUAUACAGUGAUAUAUGGGACUUUGCAGCUUCAGAAGCUUCACAGAUUCAAAACAAAAAUUGUUGCUCUGAAUGCUACACAGUGUCUCUGUUGCUCUGGGCGUUUCCAUCCUGCUUUUAAAAUUGCAGGUAAAAAAAUAGUUACGCUAAAAUGUAAUUUUCUGCCUCUCUAUUGUAAGUUAAGAAUUUAGAAGACCGUCUCCGUGACCGUCUCAGCUGUGUUACCGGUCACAGUGUGGUAGAUUCUAUGCAAAGCUGAUGUGAUGUGUGUGUGUCCCGCCUCUCUCCCCUUCUUCACCCAGCCUGUUUAUUUACCACUCAGUAUGUGUCGACUCCAGGAUGAGCCGUGUGCUAGCAUGUGGAUUCAGAGAAAGCUUGUGAGUGUGUGCAUGUGCGUGUGCGUGUGUGGAUGGAUGAAUUCCUCAUGUAUCCCAUGAUGAGCAUGUUCUUGUGUGUUGACAGAUCUUUUACUAAUCAUUCCUUUCUGUGAGCCGUAGAUGUUGUGUAGUUUGAGUGUUUUUCUUCUUGUUUGUUCUUUACCUUCCUUUACCUCUGCGUGUUUGUGUCUUCUACAUUCCUAGCUGUUCUUUUUUUUUCAUAUGUUCAGAUACCAAGACCAUGGAACUAGACUAUCAAAUCAUUUGUAAUAUGAAGUUGUGACUUUAAGCUUCAAGUUUAAACUGUGAUGUGAAUGAGGACAUCAUGGAUGGCGCAAAGCUGUCAAACUGGUGUAGAUUCUUCUCCUAAACACUCCAGUUAUACAUGAUGAUUCAGACAGGAUAGUUUAACCCUGUGUCAACCAGAUUCCACUUUCUUUAAUGGUAGCUUCAGUGUAAAGGAUCCCUAGCUCACAGAGGGUUAAAUAGAUCAGGCGUCACAUUCCUGUGGAAGUUGGCAACAACUGGCUGACUGACACCAGUUAAAUGAUCUUUGUUUUCAUCAUCUUUGGCAGUGUGUUUUAUUAAAGGGAAACUUGGUGACAUGUUUCUUUAGUCACUGUUCCCUUUUCUUUUGUGGCAUCAGAAUUUGUCUUGGUGUGUCUUUUAGUCAUUGUUUCCAUGGUAGCAGUAGGGCCCCUGGCCCCUGCAGGCCCAGAGAUCAGAGAGCAAAGCAUCAUCUUACACAUGAUUUCAUCACAAAACUAAAACUGUGGAACUAAGAAAGCCAAAUGAGAGCGUUCUGUAUCUUAUUUUGAAGGUGAUGUCCAGAUCUGCAGGUACCAUCCUUGUUCUAACCGUGACACUAAGACAGUUUUGGGAUGAUGAUGGAUGCAGCCCUGUGGAUAACACAUCUCUGUUGUUAUACUGACAAUAAACAAUAAGUAGAUCUGAUGUUUUGGGAUUAAUUCCAACACUACUGUAAGUGGAAGAAGAGAGACUAAGUAAAACAUACCUCUUUUUUAUUCUAUCAUGUGGUGUCACAGUCCCACUCUGUGUCUCUAGUCCUGACUUAUCGUAACUAGCAGGUUGCUUUGAUGGUGUGCAGUAGUUGUUUUUGUAGGAUGUCUUGUCCACUAGCUGGUCUUUUCUACUUCCUGACACUUUGUAAGUCAGUGUGAACUGUAAAACCUUUUUAACAUUGAAGAUUACAAUCUUUACCAAGAGAGAGCUUCUAGAUUUUUAAAAGGAACAUUUUUAAAAAGGACUCGGAGAAAUAAAUAAAUAAAAAAAAAAUCAUUUUCCGAAAAUGCUUUAAAAGCUUUUUGUAAAGCCAUAAGCUGUUUGUGACAGGCAGGUUUAAGGGGCUGUGCUACUUCAGGACAAAUUUUAUUCUCUAACAAUAGAAAAGGAAGAGCAAUAAAAUCAAAUGGCAGAGCAUCACACUGCAGCAACCUGGUGAAAGAGAUGUUUCAUCUUUUUCAUGUACUGCUGGAAAGGGUUGCGACAGCAUGGACAGCUUUGCUUCCAGACAAAGGAGGUGGCAGUUGUUAACUGACAGUGUCUGCUGGAAACAGUAUGACAGCUGCAGCAGACUGAGCUCCACUGUGUUAUGGAGAAAUAAAGUUGUUGGUUAAAAACUGCCCGUCUCUUUGCCUCAUUGUUGUCUGCAGCUCUAAUACUGUCCUGUAGAUGGUGAUUAAAUUAUUGUGAAGUAAUGAUGGAUUGUGGGGAUUUGAAGAGUCACAGUUUUCUGUAAAUGAUCUGUUGCUGCAAUAAAAGGUUUGGGACAACA